AAGUGAAUCAUUCCUCGCUCGCCUUUACGAGGAUUCACACCACGUCUCAGGAGUUGUGUUGUCUCAAUUUCGUCUCAAACUGCCUCCAUUCCGUAACUCUUGUCUCGUCUUUCGUGACUUGGAGAAGAAACAAGCUGUCAAAAUAUUAGUUUUUGUUUUAAAAGUGCAAGUUUGAGAACUCAGUUUCACUUAUCUCCAGCCCAAGAAAUUCCAUUCCAUUACAGAAAUAAUCGUGGUGGUAGAGAAUGUACGUACCGUAAAUUGUUAUUGUUAUUACCGUGUUCAUUUCUUGAGGUUCUGUGAUGGCAUGGCGUGUCUCUAAUGACAUUGACGUAAAGUAAGUGUGGAAAUCAUUGUAUGAAAAUAUACACGGUGACGUGAAAAGAUCACAUCUUUUUACUACCUGGACUGGAAUCCUGGACAGAAAAAUAUGCCAUAAGAAAACCAAACCAAGGACUUUGAAGAAACCAGACAAACCAAACCGUAGCUCAAGGACCUCACACGCCCAAAACCAAACCUACAUAUUUAUCACAACCCAGUCGCGUGUAUCAGUCAGUAAAAGACGAAGCAGAAUUUUAACUUGGGUUGAUAUUAUUUCGCUAAAGUGUAUUCAGUUUCAGUUCGGUGUUAAUUGCUUUAGAAGGACAAGUUUAGUUUCAACCCAGCCAAUACAUAUCCAAGCAAACUUUUUUUGAGACGGAUGGAGGCUGGCACUUUGUACUUUGCUUUUGCUACUCAAUAAUUGUGUUUAUUAUAACAUUGUAUUUGUUAUUUUUUGUAUGUAUCGACACUGCUGCGUGCGUAACACGAGUGGGGUGACAUUUUAUUGCACUUUUUUUUUUACAAACUAACUUAUACUUGGCCGACAGCUUGAAUGGCACUUUGGAUUCCUUUCUGUGUCACAGAUUAUCGUUAAAGUGACGAGAAAAGACUAUUUUAUUGCAACAGCUCCGCUGCCUUAAUACUUACCUAAUCUUGAGAGAGGGAAAUAAAUUCUAGGGGAAAUUAUCUCCUCGGUUGGAUGUGACUGGAUGUGACGAAGCCUAUGACCAAACAUAGUCACAAUUCCAGGAAGGAAGUCUCAUUCUCAUUUUUAUUCUACUACACACAUUGAAAACCGAACCAUCAUCAGUACAAAAUAUGUACGUACUUAUUAAACAUUAAUCCAAUCCAUGGAUGAGAGUUGAUGAUGCUCCUUCCUGUUUUCCUCCAACUCAACUUACGCAAUGAAGUGUGUGACUAAAACCAUUAAAUAAAAUAUAAUAACUCGAUCCAGAGUCCAGCGUAAAUGGAAGUGGGUGACAUAACUAUGAUUUAAUUCCAGUGGUCGUUCGUGGUGGUGGAAAAAUUAGUGGGAAAAAAUAGUGAACUUCUUUUUUAAGAAAUGUGACUGAAUUACCGGAUUCUCACUAAUUUAUUAUAUGUGUGACACACGUUAUAAAAUUAAGUCAAACUCAAAUCCAAUCUCGUCGUGUAAAAUAAUAAACCUUUAAAAGGAAGUAGUGAGUAAAAAGUCGUCUAGAAAUGGUGCUCGAGCUGGAAAGCCGAUGUCCCCCUGGAGGGUUGGGCACGCUGAGGAUGAUCCGUGAAUCUGCGGAGGAUGAGAGGACACGGUAUUGUUAUCCUUUUAAGGAGUAUCAUGAUCCCACCUCGUCGUCAAACAGUACCAGCAACCCGACUUCUGCUGCUGUUAACAAUAGGAGUUAUCUGAACCGAAUGAGUCACCAGAGUCAAAAUGGUGGGGGAACAGUUCGAGGGACGCUCAGUCAAGCGUCGGCAUCAUCCGCGUUUGGAGGCCUGGAUAAAAAUUCGCACCUCAGAAAUUCCAGGAAUGAAUUAUUGUACGAUAAUUUGCCACGUGCUCAUCUGAUAAGUGAAAAUCAUCAAAAUAUGCCACCCACGGAACCCCCACCACUUCCGCCGAGGAGAUCAACGUCACUUUUUGGCGGUGGUGGGGCUGGUGGAGGUGCUACGACGCUCACAUUGCUUAGAAUUCCAAAACCGAGAGAAUCUUCGACCCUAAAUCCGAAAAGGAUUUCGAUUGCGACUUCGUCUUUUUGGAAUGGACACCCAGACUUGGCACAUUUUGCGAGUGGCUGGGAACUUGGGCAAAACAGUAUGCGAUCCGUGUGGGGCACGACGGAGAGAGGGGGUCGUCCCGUAACGGAGUCUGUAGACAUUUGGGGUGAUCCUCCAGCAGUUAAGAAGGGUAUCCUUAUUCAACAAAGGGACAAAAUGUGGUCACGUUGGAAGGAGCGUUACUUUAUUUUGACGAGAGAUUACCUCAACUGCUUCAGACGGACGACAAGUGUUCACCGGUCAGGAGUGCGGUUGUCCGAAAUGGGAUCUUUUAUUUAUAAACUACGACUCGCCGAAGUUGAUGGUGUAGAAUGGGAAACUAGAAAAAGUGGAUCUAUGAUUGCUUUGGUGCUACCCACAGAACCAAGAAUCUUGUUGAGAGUUCCAGGGGAAAAUUAUGAAGCGCUUCAUCAAUGGUACACGUUGCUGCAGGAAUGCAUUUAUAUGAGCAAAGAGAGACGCCAAGCCCUCAGAAAUCAACAUGGUUCCAUGCUCCGCUCAACGACAUCCUAUAAUCCUAACGCUAGCAAAUCCACGGGGUCUGCUUCUCCCAACUCGUCAUCCACAAAGUCAUCCUCCUCUACCUCCAACAACUCCAAGUCCGCAUCAAACUCUGACCUGGACAGGAUGGGUGGCCUUGGAGGCGAAGACGUCAAUAAUAAAUCGCUCCGGCGAAAAGUUUCAAAUUCUAUUAGUCGAUCUGGAAGUGGACUUCUUUCUCUCCGGAAAAUCAGUGGUGGUUCUAGUCCCAGUCCGAGAAGUUUUCUCCGAGCUCAGACUACUGAACAUGGACCCGGAAAAUAUAGUCCUUUCGUCGACGAUGAUGAUGACGAUGACGACGACGAUUAUGAAACUCCAGGUCUGGUAAAUCAAAUCCGGUCAAGGUCAUCCCACGCAAAUCCUACAACGACUUCGAGAAAUAUUGGAAUAAAUACUAACAUUGGAGAAAAGAGUGCAGAAGACGAGUUUAAAGUGACGCUGAGACGAAGGCGAGGAGAACUCAAUAAUAAUAACGGCGGAGGCGGUGUCAAUGGUGGUCUUCCGACAUCUUGGCGACUCUCACUUUCACAACCACCCGAAAAAUUUGAUGACCAUCACAUAAACACGACUGAACAAAAACUUCACGGAAUUAUGAAUGGAAAUAAUGGGAUAAAUAACAGCAUUAAAAUUAAGACGCAAAAUACCUCGGGUAAUAAUAAUGGGUAUGCAACUCCUCAUGACGCCAGAGUCAGGCCGGAAUCUUGGACACCGCAACCCACCAUAUUUUACAGGACAGCCAGUCUGGUCCCGUCACAAUGGAUGAAUCCUCGGGACAAUGUUCGCCAACAAGUUCCAACAACGACGAGUAAUGGAGCCCCACAAAUAGUUGGGAUUGGGAACGGAUGUGGAAUAGCGAAUGGUUAUGGGAGUGGGAGGGGACAUUUCAACAGGGCGAGCGUAUAUUGCCCUUCCAGGGUCACGUCGGAUGUCGCGUUUAGAAAAAAUGUCAAGUAGUACUGUAAUAAAGUAGUUAAUAAUUCACUGUUUUAAGAGAUCUGAUUAGUGAUAGAUAUUGGAGUGUAAUUAAAAACGAACUAAUAAUGCAACCUGAUUACACGAGAUUAAACAUAGAAUAUUUAGUUGGUAUGUAAUUUUAGUUGAAAAAUGUAUUAUGUUUUCAACCCAAGUUUUUUUACUUGCUAUUAUAGACUGAUAGUCAGUAAUAAUUAAUUAAAGUUAUUAAGUUGGUUAACUAGAAAGUCGAAACAAAAUUUAUUGUAGAUUGGCAUUAAUUUUUGCAGAACGAAGGUUUCGCUUCAUGAUAUAUAAGAACCAAUUGUUUGCAAUUCCCAUAAGUCAAUAUUAAAUGAUGCAUAAUAUCGACGUUUAAUUGGAGUUAUAAUAAAAAUAUCAACUAAUUUCAGCACAA
Messenger RNA from Folsomia candida, 3988 nucleotides. RefSeq lists its product as uncharacterized. The transcript is spliced from 8 exons. Gene Ontology annotation, biological process: actin cytoskeleton organization. The record is from RefSeq and is a predicted model, not a curated record. The coding region runs from base 1525 to 3573 and encodes 682 amino acids. NCBI's taxonomy places the organism in Eukaryota, Metazoa, Arthropoda, Collembola, Entomobryomorpha, Isotomidae. Gene Ontology annotation, cellular component: plasma membrane.